AUGGCUUCAGAAAAUAGCACCGCGUCGGGCGAUUUCGGCAACUCGCAGAUGGUGGUAAAAAGUGCGAAUGUAGGGGGUAACAGCAAGGCUGUAGCGGUGGUCAAUGGAACCGCUGCGAAUGGCGCGCUCAUCCAAACGGUGCCGCGAACGACGGGUCUACAGGCUCCUGUUAUGGAGUUGAGUGGGCAUUCCGGAGAGGUCUUCUGUGCAAAGUUCGAUCCGAAUGGAAACUAUAUUGCCUCUGGAUCGAUGGAUCGUACAAUCAUGCUUUGGAGAACAUUUGGCAAUUGCGAAAACUACGGCACUUUGACAGGUCACAAGGGCGCGAUUUUGGAUCUGCAUUGGUCGCGGGAUUCAAGAGUGCUGUUCUCAGCUUCGGCAGACAUGCACUUGGCCAGUUGGGAUCUGGAGACUGGAAUGAGGAUACGGAGGCAUGUUGGGCACGAGGAGAUCAUCAACACCAUGGACAUCAGCAAGAGAGGAGAGGAACUGCUCAUUAGUGGAUCGGAUGACGGAUACAUUGGAAUCUGGGACCCUCGGACAAAGUCAGCGGUCGAUUUUAUCGAGACGGAGUUCCCUAUCACAGCCGUGGCACUGUCGGAAGCUGGAAACGAGCUCUACUCAGGAGGCAUCGACAAUGAUAUCAAGGUCUGGGAUAUGAGAAAAAAAGCUGUCGUCUACUCUAUGCUUGGCCAUACCGAUACCAUCUCUUCUCUUAGAAUCUCACCGGACUCUCAGUUGCUACUAUCGAACUCGAUGGAUUCAACAGUGCGGACCUGGGACAUCCGACCAUUUGCGCCUACAGAACGACACAUUCGAACCUUUGAUGGGGCACCUUCUGGUAUGGAAAAGAAUCUCAUUUCGGCCAGCUGGAACCACGACGGAAAGAGAAUCGCGGCGGGUGCUGGUGAUGGGACUGUUGUUGUGUGGAAUAGCGAGAAUGGGAAGCUUCUGUACAAGCUGCCUGGUCACAAGGGAACGGUCAACUGCGCUGAACUCUCUCCUUCGUCUGAUCCUAUCAUCCUCUCUGGCUCCUCUGAUCGAAACCUGCUCUUGGGGGAGUUGAAGUGA
This is a messenger RNA of Drepanopeziza brunnea f. sp. 'multigermtubi' MB_m1, 1071 nucleotides long. RefSeq lists its product as uncharacterized. Gene Ontology annotation, cellular component: catalytic step 2 spliceosome. Gene Ontology annotation, molecular function: protein binding; RNA binding. The record is from RefSeq and is a predicted model, not a curated record. Lineage: Eukaryota; Fungi; Ascomycota; Leotiomycetes; Helotiales; Drepanopezizaceae.